AUGACUAUUGAUAUGAAUAUAUUGUCACAGGUUGUCACAGUCAUUACUGAUGGUAUGGAAUUUAUUGGUGUUAUUUCUCCCUGUUUAAAAGAUUUUGUUGAUGCAUGUACUCUUAUUUUGCCUAUAACGAUACACAUCGAUGAAGCUAAGGCUCAAGUCAAACCAUUAACAAGACAGCUUGAAAUUUCAAGAAAACAAUUAACUAAUGAAAAUGCAAUAAAGUUAACUACUGACCAACCAAUCAAAGUCACUUUUGAAAAUGUUUCAUUUUCAUAUCCAAGUAGAAAAGAAGAAACUAUAUUGCAUAAUGUAUCAUUUACAAUUGAUGCUGGUAAAACAAUGGCACUUGUAGGAAGUUCAGGAAGUGGUAAAAGUACAUGUGUUCAACUUGUUCUUCGUUUCUAUGAACCAACCGAUGGUCGAAUCAAAAUUAAUGAGCAUGAUAUUACAGAGUUUGAUAUUUAUAAUUACAAUCAAGCUAUAGGAGUUGUUAGUCAGGAACCGAUAUUAUUUGCAAGUUCAAUUCAAGAUAAUAUUCGAAUUGGUAGAAAUGACGCAACACAAGAUGAUGUUAUUGAAGCAGCUAAACAAGCUCAUGCUCAUGAUUUCAUCAUGCAGUUACCUCAAGGAUAUGAAACAAUAAUUUGUGAUGGAUGUAUGACACUAAGUGGUGGUCAACGACAGCGUAUUGCUUUAGCACGUGCUCUUAUUCGUAGACCGUCUCUGCUUAUUCUUGAUGAAGCAACGAGUGCACUCGAUUCUUCAAGCGAAAAGAUUAUACAACAAACACUUCAGCAAACUUCUAAAGGUCGAACCACUCUGGUUAUAGCUCAUCGACUCUCGACCAUACGCCAUGCUGAUUGGAUACUUGUUUUGAAAGAUGGUGUAGUUAUUGAACAAGGUUCACAUGAUGAUCUUAUAGCUGCAAAGAAUAUUUACUUUGAUCUCUUUAAAAACUAUCAAGGAGAAACUCUCAAUGUUCAACCAAUAGAAGAAGCUAAUAUAAAUCAAUCUGAAGAUAGUUCAACUGAAAUCAUUUUGGAUCAAGAGAUAAAUACUCAAUCAAUAAAUAUCAUUGAACUAGCAUCUAUGAUAAGCUUCGAAGAUUCGACAGAAAGAGAUGAAGACCAAGGUUGCCUGUCAGUGGCCGGUAUUCGCUUAACCAAUCGAUUACGUAUAAAAACACUUGAAUGUAUAUUACGGCAGGAAGUUGCUUGGUUUGAUGAAACUCAAAAUGAUGUUGGUUCUUUGUGUUCACAACUUUCUACAGAUGCACAUGAAAUUCAGGAAGUAAUAACUGUUAGUUAA
Messenger RNA from Rotaria sp. Silwood2, 1308 nucleotides. Lineage: Eukaryota; Metazoa; Rotifera; Eurotatoria; Philodinida; Philodinidae. The record is from the annotation of a GenBank genome assembly.